AUGCAGCUGGGCGAGCCGCUGCUGGCGGCGGCGGGGGCCCUGCCGGGCGCCCCCUUCUACCCGCUGGAGGCCGGCGGGCGCGGCGGCGGGGCUGGGGCGGGCGCUGGCGGCGCGACCCGCGGGCCGCCCCGGCCGGGCUCGCCGCCGCGCCUCGAUCUGGAUAAGACGCCCAAGAAGUUCGGGGCGGCCCCCGCCGUGCUGGGCGAGGCCGAGGCGGGCGAGCCGCCCUUCGCCGCCCCCAAGCCGGACGGCCGCAAGGCCACCCCCUGCGGGGAGGAGGAGCUGCCCCCGGCCGCCGCCGCCCGCUACUCCAUGGACAGCCUCAGCCCCGAGCGCUACUACCUGCAGUCCCCCGGGCCGCCGGGGACCGAGCUGGGGGGGCCCUGCGCCCUCUUCCCCUACCCGCCGGCGGCGCAGCACGGCGCCGUCUACCAGCCGCCCGGCGGGCCGCGCUACCCCUACGGCUCCGUGCUGUCGCCGGGCGGCUUCGCGGGCGCCGUCUGCCCGCCCGGCGGCCGGGCGCAGUUCGGCGGCGGCGGCGGGUACCAGUAUGGGCAGGCGGCGGCCGGAGGAUCGCUCUACGGCCCUUACCCGGCGGCGUCGGGGUCCUGCGGCGGGCUAGGGGCCCUGGGGGUGCCGACCGCCGGCCCGGGGCUGCGGGCGCAGGUCUUCCUCUGCAACCGGCCCCUCUGGCUCAAGUUCCACCGGCACCAGACGGAGAUGAUCAUCACCAAGCAGGGCCGGAGGAUGUUUCCUUUCCUGAGCUUUAACAUCACCGGCCUCAACCCCACGGCCCACUACAACGUCUUCGUGGAGGUGGUGUUGGCGGACCCCAAUCACUGGCGUUUCCAGGGGGGCAAGUGGGUGACCUGCGGCAAAGCCGAUAAUAACAUGCAAGGCAACAAGGUGUACGUUCACCCCGAGUCGCCCAACACCGGGGCUCACUGGAUGAGGCAGGAGAUUUCUUUCGGGAAACUGAAGCUCACGAACAAUAAAGGUGCCAACAACAACAACGCGCAGAUGAUAGUACUGCAAUCUCUACACAAGUACCAGCCCCGGCUUCACAUCGUGGAAGUGACUGAAGAUGGUGUUGAAGAUCUGAAUGAUUCCUCAAAGACUCAAACAUUUAUUUUCCCCGAAACACAGUUCAUAGCAGUUACAGCAUAUCAAAACACUGAUAUUACCCAGCUCAAAAUUGACCAUAAUCCUUUUGCAAAAGGCUUCAGAGACAACUAUGACUCCAUGUACACAGCUUCAGAAAAUGACAGAUUAACUCCAUCUCCCACGGAUUCUCCUAGAUCCCACCAGAUUGUCCCUGGCGGCCGAUACAGCGUGCAACCGUUCUUCCAAGAACAGUUUGUCAACAACCUGCCCCCGGCCAGGUUUUACAAUGGUGAGAGAACUGUCCCUCAGACAAACGGCUUGCUCUCCCCGCAGCAGAAUGAAGAGGUGGCCAGCCCUCCUCAGCGGUGGUUUGUUACACCUGUACAGCAGCCCAGUGCCAACAAACUGGACAUGAACUCCUAUGAGACGGAGUAUUCUCCUAGCACCUUGCUCCCUUACGGCAUUAAAUCCCUCCCGCUUCAGACAUCCCAUGCUCUGGGGUACUACCCUGACCCAACAUUUCCAUCCAUGGCGGGCUGGGGGAGCAGGGGCUCUUACCAGCGGAAAAUGACAACAGGAUUACCUUGGACGGCCAGAACAAGUCCUCCAGGUUUCUCUGAAGACCAGCUUUCUAAGGAGAAGGUGAAAGAAGAAAUAGGCUCAUCCUGGAUAGAGACUCCACCCUCCAUUAAGUCUCUAGAUUCAAAUGAUUCUGGGGUCUACACGGGUGCUUGUAAGAGAAGACGGCUCUCCCCUAGCACUUCCAGCAAUGAAAAUUCCCCAACUAUGAAAUGUGAGGAUGUUAAUGCUGAGGACUAUAGCAAAGACACUUCAAAAGGCAUGGGCUACUAUGCGUUCUAUACUAGUUCUUAA
This is a messenger RNA of Gavia stellata (red-throated loon), 1977 nucleotides long. RefSeq names its product eomesodermin (gene EOMES). Gene Ontology annotation, molecular function: DNA-binding transcription factor activity, RNA polymerase II-specific; RNA polymerase II cis-regulatory region sequence-specific DNA binding. Gene Ontology annotation, cellular component: nucleus. The record is from RefSeq and is a predicted model, not a curated record. The transcript has 6 exons. The coding region runs from base 1 to 1977 and encodes 658 amino acids. Lineage: Eukaryota; Metazoa; Chordata; Aves; Gaviiformes; Gaviidae. Gene Ontology annotation, biological process: CD8-positive, alpha-beta T cell differentiation involved in immune response; regulation of transcription by RNA polymerase II; mesoderm formation.